Molecule: messenger RNA, 1116 nt
Organism: Ogataea haglerorum
Lineage: Eukaryota; Fungi; Ascomycota; Pichiomycetes; Pichiales; Pichiaceae
Exons: 1
Coding region: 1-1116 (371 amino acids)
Biological process (GO): proteolysis
Molecular function (GO): metalloexopeptidase activity
Source: RefSeq, a predicted model, not a curated record
AUGGCAGCGAUUGUGGGCCUGGCGAUUUCUCUUGUCCUGUUUGUGCUCCAUACAGCGACUCUGAGGUAUAUUGGUCUCCUAUGGCCCGUUAAAGUGCCUCUUUUUGAGUAUCCAUCCGAGUUCCACCAGGAGACGGUAAAUGGUCUGAUAGAGCGCAUCAACGAGACCAGGAUAACAGAGCAGUUGCAGUUUCUCGCGGGCACGUUCCCGCACCGCGAGUUCAAUUCGGACGCGGGCGAGUCGUUCGCCGUGGAAAUAGAGUCACUGCUGGAAGAGACCGGUGUUCCCGUGGAUAUUCACCAGCACGCAUGGAGACAGCCGUCGCUCAUCGCCAAAAUCCCCGGACAGCAGCAGAGCAAGGUGGUGGUCGGGUGUCAUCUGGACGCGGUGAAUUUGGUGCCGUUCCUGUCGUCGCCAGGCGUCGACGACGAUCUCUCAGGGGUAGUCACGUUGCUGGAGGCAAUACGAAUACUGCGGCAAAAUCCGCUGGAGUUGCGCCAGUCGCUGGAAUUCCACUUCUACGCCGCCGAGGAGCCCGGGAUGCGCGGGUCGCUGGAUGUCCUCGCCAGCUACACGGACAUCGUCGCGUUUCUGCAGCAGGACAUGACGGGUUUUUCCGCGGGUGCACCGCCGCAUUUCGGCGUGGUGGAAGAUUACGCAUCCGAGCCGCUGACAGAGUACGUGAAGCGGCUGAUUGAGACGUAUUGCACGAUCCCGCACAGAAGCACACGGUGCGGCCAGAUAUGCUCCGACCACUCGGCGGCGCUGCUACACGGGUUCCCCGCGGUGUACGUUCUGGAGUCAGAGCUUGCGGCGUCGAACCCGUACAUCCACACCGAGCACGACACGCUGGAGCACAUCGACGUGGGGCAUGUGGCGCAGCACGUGCGGCUGGUGCUCGCGUUUGCCGUCGAGACCGCGCUGAUGGAGACGGUGGAGCCCCGCGGCGAGCAGGCGGUGCGUUUCAGAUGGACCGACAUCGUCAUCUUGUCAGCCACGUCAGAUACGCUGCGAUUUGUCAUGGCGUGCAUUAUCCUGUCAUGCGCAAUUGCCAAUUUAGUGCUGGUGCUUAGGUCCGGGGGUCACCGGAAUUUGUUCAAGCUCCACCAAAAUUAA